GUUCAAGAGGGUGAUUGUCGCAGGAUGGGCUGAGGUAUAUAAAGGGUCGGAGCAGGGUCCACGGCACCAGUGGUGAGCGCGGUGCCAUCAUGACCAACCGCACAGCCCUCAUGCUGCUGGCCCUGGCGGCGGCGGCUGCUGCAGCGCCGUACGGAGAUGCCGUUCCCCGUUGCUCCACGGAGUGCCCCGUUGCCGCGGCCAAGUUCUCCUUCAUUCCGGGCAAGACCUAUUCCUACACCUACACUGGAAAGUCGAAAGUUCAGCUGAAAGGUGUGGAAGGAGGCCUCGUGGAGACACGAUGGGAGAAAACUGUGCUGAUGACGUGGCUCAGCCCAUGCGACGUGGCACUCUCCUUCAAAGACACCAAGGUGGACGGCGAGGCCGGUCCGCCUGGCGCAAGCAUGUUGGAGAAGUACCCACUAGUGGUGGCUAUGACCGAUGGCCGAGUGCAGCGGGUGUGCAGUCAUCCCGACGACGACACCUGGGCAAUCAACAUGAAAAAGGGCGUCGCCUCGGCCCUACAGAUCAGUCUGCCGUCCCUCUCCACCAGCAACUCAGGACUCAACCUAACGGAGACGGACGUGGUGGGAACGUGCCCUACCCGCUACGAGGUCGAGACAGAUGGCUCCAAGGUAGUAGUGAAGAAGGAGAAGAACCACCGUCUGUGCCACGAGCGUUACGCUACCCCCGACGAGACGCACCUGCCGUGGCUGAAGGGACCGCUGCCCAUGCAGGAAUCGUGGUCAGUGUGUACACAAGAGAUCAAAAGCGGCAUCAUCUCCUCAGUGAAGUGUGAAGACAAGAAGGUGGUGAGGCCAGCUUACGGAACGUACAAGUUCGUCGAGGCAGAGCAGGAGUCAACACUACGACUCACCUCCAGCGACGUCCCCACUCCAGACAUCGUUUCCCGCAUCUCUCAGGGUCACCUGGUACCCAAACGUCUCCUCUAUGACUACGAGACCCCCAAGAAGGAACCGUCUCUUGUGCCGCAGCUGGAGCAAACACUGAGGCAUCUGUGUGACAUCACCAAACACGAGAUUCAGGCUGAUGCUGCCGUCGAGCUGGACAAGGCCGUCCACCUCAUGCGGCGCAUUCCCCUCCAAGGCUUCAAGGAAAUCUAUGCAAAGGUCCGCAGCAAGCAGAUAUGUCCGCAACACAACAAGCUGAAGAGCCUCUACUUCGACGCGAUCGCCUUCGUCCACGAGCCUGAGUCGGUCAUAAUUAUGGCAAAGGAGCUGGCUGAGGGACGGGCCACCGGUGCUCGAGCUGCCAUCUACUCAGCCGCAUUCUACCUCGUGCCUCGCCCUAACAUGGAAGCAGUUCAAGCUCUAGAGCCAUUGUUUAGGGCUGACGAACCAUACCUGUCGUCGGCGAAACUGGCUGCUGCUUCCAUGGUUAACAGGUACUGUCGCCAUAACCCACAAUGUUACAACGAAGCUACUGUGAAGAGCCUGCCGCAGGCGAUGAAGCAAAUGAUCCAGAACGACCUGUCCGCCUCAAAUAAUGAGGAGUCUGAGAAGAAGGCCUUGGCUGCCUUCAAGAGCCUUGGCAACAUGGGCGUCAUGACCCACGAUGUGGCUGAGGUGCUGAUCCGCUACAUGCACAGCGAGCAAAAGAAAGUGAACAACCGUGUGGCAGCUGUACAAGCCUUUAGGUUGUCCAAGUGUAACCGCGAGGUGACGCAGAAACUCGUCGACUUUGCCGUCCGACCCGGGAAAAACACGGAAGUUAGAAUUGCUGCCUAUCUGACAGCACUUCGCUGUGUAGACUAUGAGGACCUGCAGACCAUUGUGACAAAGAUCUCCGUUGAGGAAAACACGCAGGUUCGUGGGUUUAUCCUGAGCCAUUUGCUGAACCUGCAAGAGACCAACGCCCCCGAAAAGGAAAGGCUGCGCUCCCUGCUGACAAACAUUCUCAUCCCCGAUAAUUUUGAGCGUGCUAGGAAGUACUCCCGCAACAUUGACCUUUCCUAUUUCGCCCCAUCCCUCGGCCUUGGUGCCGAAGUAGAGUCCAACCUUAUCUACGCUCCCGGCUCCUUCUUCCCUCGCUCUCUUGACGUGAACCUCACUGCAGCUGUCGAUGGAACCGGUACUCCCGUCAACAUCGGAGAAAUCGGCGGUCGCCUUGAGGGUCUGGAACCAAUAAUCGCUCAACUCUUUGGACCUGCAGGCUACUUCAAGAAAUCGAGCUAUAACAAAAUCUUAUAUGACCUCAUCUCCUUUAUCAAAAAGAACUGGAGCAAGAUUCAGGAGGAGCUGGACGUCUCGAUACGGGAGAGAAGAUCCCUUGACUAUGCAACUCUUGAAAGCAUGUUCACCAAACUGUACGGUCCCCAUUCUGGACCUGUCCAAGCCGAUGUUUUCGCUCGCUUCAUGGGUCAGGAAAUAAGCUAUGGCUCCUUGUCCAAGCAGCUGCAGGACAUCAAUGCUGAAGCCUUGAUAGAUAAUUUUAGUCGCUACUUGAUUGAAAAUCUGAUGAAAAUGAAGAACCUGAACCUAGACUCAGCCCGAGCCACACAACUGGGGGUGGACUACUCCUUCCCGACCAUUCAGGGCACGCCGCUCAAGAUGACGAUGGAGGCGAUGGUUGUAGCAGGAAUCCAAUUGAAGACAAACCUCAACGGAGCAUCCUCGGAGGAGACAAACGCCGGUGAAAAAAUUAAAAUUUUGCCAAUGCUCUCAGUGAAGGCGCACAGUUUUAUUGGCUACGACGCGUACGUGUCCAAGAGCGGAAUCAAGAUGAACGCCACCGUUUCCAGCAGCAACGGGCUCGCAAUCAAGGUGAAUGGCGGUAGAGAGAUGGAAAUCGAAGUGGACAUCCCCAACAAGAUGGAAAUCAUUCAAGUACGAAGUGAGGCGUUCCUAAUGAAGGGCAAGAAGGACAUGCCGGACACCAAGAUCUUGCCGCCUUCCAUGCAAGACCCUAGAAUCCGGAAACAGUCGUGCUUUACUGGCCUCGAGUCGGUGUUCGGCCUAAAGAUGUGCUACGACCUCGACGUUCCGGACGUCUUCCGUGCUAACUCUAUACCCUUGGGUGCUCCAAUUCUUGCGAGGGUCUCCAUCAACAAGACUGAGUCCUCCAUAAUGGGAUACAAGAUUGCUGUCACCACACGCACGGAGAACCAAGACAAAAAGUAUGGCUGUAAAUUUUCCGUAGUAGGCUCAGCUUCACUGAAAGAGGCAAACGUGGAAGUACUCCAAAAGAAAGAGAGCGAUUCGUACCUUACUGCCAUCAAACUCCAGUCGGCCGUCUAUAGCGGCGAUGCUAAGGUGCUCCUUAUCAACAAACCUGAGUACAAAAGUGUCCAAACUGACGUCGCUCUCAAGACCGAAAGCAGCGAUUUCUCCAAAGCCAUAAAAGUUGACAUCAAGAUAUCGUCCGAAGGAGAUGCCAAGAAGUACGAAACAAAUAUCUUUGUCAGUCCCUCGGGGCAAAUGUCCGACGAGUCCAAGAUAUUCACAGCGGAGCUCAUAAAUACAUUCAGGGCUCCUUGGGUAAUGGUGGAUAUCUCGGCCAAGACGGAAAACGUCCUUAUGCAGUACAUCCCUCUCAGGCUUGAAGGUAAGUAAAGAGACGGUUAAUACCUAUUUGCAUUGUGCU
Molecule: messenger RNA, 3600 nt
Organism: Eriocheir sinensis (Chinese mitten crab)
Lineage: Eukaryota; Metazoa; Arthropoda; Malacostraca; Decapoda; Varunidae
Product: vitellogenin-like
Biological process (GO): lipid transport
Molecular function (GO): lipid carrier activity
Source: RefSeq, a predicted model, not a curated record